AUGUCGCGGCCUCUUAAAUUCGACGAGAGGGACCUGGAGGAGCCCAAAGAAAUCGAGUGGACAGACGGAGGAUUACGAACUAAUUCCCAUGACGUCGCCGAGUCCAACGAUGACACCGCGUCGACCGUGGACGUCGACGCAUUGAGUAAUUUGGGCGACCUCGACAACUUGGACGUGGACCACUUGGACGUGGACAACUUUGACGUGGACAACUUUGACGUGGACAGCUUUGACGUGGACGACGGCGUGGACAACGACGACGACGACGACGACGACGACGAGGAAGACGUGGACAAAAGUGCAAGAAAGGAGGACGGACAACUGGACGGCGACCAUGUCGAGGACGACGUCGAACGUCCAAGACAGGAGCACGAGGAACUGGACGACGACGAUGUCCAGGACGGCGUCAAACGUCCAAG
Messenger RNA from Vollenhovia emeryi, 419 nucleotides. Its product is annotated as prostatic spermine-binding protein-like. The record is from RefSeq and is a predicted model, not a curated record. The transcript has 4 exons. The annotation marks the transcript as partial. Lineage: Eukaryota; Metazoa; Arthropoda; Insecta; Hymenoptera; Formicidae.